AUGGCGGUGCGGCCGGGGCCGGGGCCGGUGUCGGUGUCGCCGUCGCCGGCGCUGUUGCAGCUGCUGCUGCUGCUGCUGGCGGCGGCGGCGGCGGCGGCGGCCGCGGCGCGGGCGGGCCCGGGGGACGCGCGGCAGGAGGCGGCGGUGCGGGCGCUGGCGCGGCGCCUGCUGGGCCCGCGGGCCGCCGCCGUGGCGCUGUCGGUGGAGGCGGCGCUGGCGGCGGGCGGGCCCGACACCUACCGGCUGCGCUCGCCGCCCGGCGCCGCCGUGGCCGUGGCCGUGACGGGCUCCAGCGGCGUGGCGGCGGCCGCCGGCCUGUACCGCUACCUGCGCGACUUCUGCGGCUGCCACCUCUCCUGGUCCGGGGCGCAGCUCCGCCUGCCCGACCCGCUGCCGCGGCUGCGGGCCGAGAUCCGCGCCUCCGCCCCCGGCAGGUACCGCUACUACCAGAACGCCUGCACCCAGAGCUACUCCUACGCCUGGUGGGACUGGGCGCGCUGGGAGCGGGAGAUCGACUGGAUGGCCCUCAGCGGCAUCAACCUGGCGCCGGCCUUCGUGGGGCAGGAGGCGGCCUGGCAGCGGGUGUACCGCUCCCUGGGGCUGAACCAGUCGGAGAUCGAUGCGUACUUCACGGGGCCAGCGUUCCUGGCCUGGAACCGGAUGGGCAACCUCCACGGCUGGGCAGGGCCACUGCCGCCAGCCUGGCACGUCAAGCAGCUUUACCUGCAGUACCGGAUCGUGGAGAGGAUGCGCUCGCUGGGGAUGAUCACGGUGCUGCCGGCCUUCGCAGGCCACGUGCCCCAGGGGGUUCUUCGGGUCUUCCCACGCAUGAAUGCCACUCGCCUUGAGGGAUGGAGCCACUUCGACUGCAUCUACUCGUGUACUUACCUGGUGGACCCGGAGGACCCCAUGUUCCAGGUGAUCGGGACCCUCUUCCUGAAGGAGCUGAUCAAGGAGUUUGGCACAGACCACGUCUACAGCGCUGACACCUUCAACGAGAUGACCCCCGUCUCCUCUGAACCCGCCUAUCUCUCGAGGGUCAGCAACGCUGUCUUCAGGUCGAUGACAGGAGCUGACCCCGAGGCGCUGUGGCUGAUGCAGGGCUGGCUCUUCCAGCACCAGCCGGACUUCUGGCAGCCGGCACAGGUGCGGGCCCUGCUGCACGGUGUGCCCCUAGGCAGGAUGAUCGUUCUCGACCUCUUUGCCGAGUCCAAGCCCGUCUACCAGUGGACAGAGUCCUUCUACGGGCAGCCCUUCAUCUGGUGCAUGCUGCACAACUUCGGGGGCAAUCACGGCCUCUUCGGCACCGUGGAGGCCAUCAACCAUGGCCCCUUUGUGGCUCGCCGCUUCCCCAACUCCACCAUGGUGGGCACUGGGCUGGUGCCUGAGGGCAUCGAGCAGAAUGACAUGGUGUAUGAGCUGAUGAACGAGCUAGGCUGGCGCCAGGAGCCCCUUGACCUUCCCAGCUGGGUGACCCGCUAUGCCGAGCGCCGCUACGGUGCCCCAAAUGCUGCUGCGGCCAGUGCCUGGAGGCUGCUCCUCCGCAGCGUGUACAACUGCACUGGGGUCUGCGUCAACCACAACCACAGCCCGCUGGUGCGCCGGCCCUCCCUGCACAUGGACACGGAGCUGUGGUACAAUGCCAGCGAUGUGUACGAGGCCUGGCGCCUGCUGCUGAGCGCCGGCGCGGAGCUGGGCUCCAGCCCCACCUUCCGCUAUGACCUGGUGGAUGUCACGCGGCAGGCGGCUCAGCAGCUGGUGAGCGACUACUACCUAAGCAUCCGCCAGGCCUUCCAGAGCCACGCGCUGCCAGAGCUGCUGACAGCCGGCGGUGUGCUGGUCUACGACCUGCUGCCAGAGCUGGACAGCAUCCUCUCCAGCCACAGCCUCUUCCUGCUGGGCCACUGGCUGGAGAGCGCCCGUGCCAUGGCCACCAGCGACCGGGAGGCCGAGCAGUAUGAGCUGAACGCCCGGAACCAGGUAACGCUCUGGGGACCCAGCGGAAACAUCCUGGACUAUGCCAACAAGCAGCUGGGGGGGCUGGUGCUGGACUACUAUGGCGUGCGCUGGAGCCUCUUUGUCUCUGCCCUGGUGGAGAGCCUCAACUCGGGCCACCCCUUCCACCAGGACCAGUUCAACCAGGCUGUCUUCCAGGUGGAGAGAGGCUUCGUCUACAACAAGAAGCGCUACCCAGCCGUGCCGGCUGGGGACACGCUGGAGAUCUCCAGGAAGCUGUUCCUCAAAUACUACCCCAGCGCCCUGCGGCGCAGCCGAGCUGGGCCGGCAUGACUUUGGGCUGUCCUUCCAGAGCCUCCCCCAGGAGGGAGGGCAGAGACCCCGCACCCUCCCGCGUCCAGGCUUCCACAGCUCCUGGCCUGAUGGCUGUGUCCCAGCAAUGCUGGAAUGAAAGCGCGGAGCCCCUGUGGCCCCCAGCCAGCCUGGACCCGCCGUUUCCCCCACACAGGCAGCACGUGCCCUGAGAGGGGCUGGCAGCCAGA
Messenger RNA from Gavia stellata (red-throated loon), 2498 nucleotides. It is a transcript of the gene NAGLU, whose product is annotated as N-acetyl-alpha-glucosaminidase. The record is from RefSeq and is a predicted model, not a curated record. The transcript has 6 exons. Bases 1 to 2289 code for a protein of 762 amino acids. Lineage: Eukaryota; Metazoa; Chordata; Aves; Gaviiformes; Gaviidae.